AUGGAUACAACCACGAAGUCGUCUUCAGGAUAUAUAAUUGAAUUUAAUAGAGAUACUGGCCUUGGUCUUAUACAAGAUGACACGACGAAACAAGUUUUAUUAGUUAAGUUCAACAGUUUCAAGAAGCGUUCAAGAAGAUACUUAACAAACGAUAAUGAUUUCCUUGGUGAACUAUUUGAUUUUGACAUUAUUGCAAAACAGAACAGUGAUAAUGAUGGUAUUGAUAAAUUCGAAGCAGUAAAUGUUACACAUCGUGUCCUAAAAUGUAAUGUUGAAGGAUGUUCACGAAUUAAAGCAUUUACCAAUGUGAAAGCAUUCGAAAAUCAUAUAAAUAUCAAACAUAUUUUAAGGAAGAAAAAAGACGAAGAAACAUCUCAGUCCUCUGCAAUUGUGACUAAAAACUCGAAGAAAGUGCGUGGUCCACACCCUGCGUCAAUCGUCAUCAAUCUAUCAUCCAGUUCAACAACAGCUACUAUCGGUAAAUUCAUCGGUAAACACGGUGCUAAUCUCAAGCCUUUUCAACAAAAAAAUCAAGUCAAACUUCAGUUAAUCGAUGCUGGAAAAGUGUAUAGUCCAUUACAAAUUCGCAUACAACCGAAUGUCGGUGUUAAAGUUGAUAUCAAGUCAGUUAUUAAAAAGUUAAAAGCUAAAUGGGAACAAUGUCUACAGGAACAUGAGGCAUAUAAAAAAAUACUAGCAGAACGUUUUAAACUUAAACACACAUCCACCGAUCGAGUUAUUGUUGAAUUUGAAAGCGACCCUAGAUAUAGAACUGAUUUUAAAUUUCUUCGUAUCAACCGAUUAAAGCGACAAGAAUUGUUACAACGAACAAGAUAUCGCCAAACAGAAUCGUCAGUAAGAGUUCAGGAACGUCAUUCAACCAUCAACCAAGAAGGACAUCGUUCAGAGGCAACAUGUGACGGCCAGUAUAGACAGAAAUCGUCUUUUAAUUAUUCCCAGCCAAAGAAAGUAAAGAAAAGUAUGAAAGAAAAACAUUGGUUGCUCAAUGAACAGUUAGAAGAUUUAGAGUAA
Messenger RNA from Rotaria socialis, 1032 nucleotides. The record is from the annotation of a GenBank genome assembly. Lineage: Eukaryota; Metazoa; Rotifera; Eurotatoria; Philodinida; Philodinidae.